AUGUUUCUAAUUAAGUAUUUCCCUGAAGAUAUCCGUAAUAGAAAGGAGAUGGAAUUUGUUAAAUUGGAACAAGGGAAUAGGUCAGUAGCGGAGUAUGUUGCUAAGUUAGAGGAAUUAUCCAGGUACUAUCCACUCUAUGUUGGAGAGGCAGGAGAAAAUUCUAAGUGCAUCAAGUUUGAAAUGGCACUCAGUCGUGCUGAAAAGGCACAUUACCGAAACACUGGAACCAUGAAGGACAAGAGGCCUAUGCAUCAUAGUAGAGGAAAACCUUACUCUUUUCCUCCUAGUAAAUUUGUAAGUCGUCUGAAUUAUCAACAAUACAGUUUUUCAGUUGGAAAAGGAGCUAGUAGUGGUAACGGAAAAAGAAAUGGAAAUAGUUAUAGUUAUGGGAGUGGUAGAGGAAACCCCAAUGGACGAGGAGUUAGUAACGGAAAUAGUAACAACAUGAGUCAAGUCUCGAGCAACAACAAUGGUAAUAAUGGUGAUCCAACUGCUCCUAUCCGAUGUCACAGGUGUGGCCACAUUAGCACUAGAUGCCCCUACCCAAGGAAGACUCCACAACCUGGAAACCAGAGUUCCCAAGUCAGCCGACCUAAAUCCAAUGGAAGAGUCUUUGCCCUCAGUGGUGCAAGAGCGUCUGAGAAAGAAAACUUGAUCCAAGGACUACCUGUAUCUCAUUUGCAGUAUGAUUUGAUUGUGAAUACCCCAACUAGUGAUUAUGUUGAUACCUCUAGUGUUUGUCUUGACAUUUCUAUCCAUGUGUGUGGAAGGGACUUCCGAGUUGAGUUAGUGUGUUUACCUUUGUGUCUGGUUGAUGUGGUUCUUGGUAUGGAUUGGCUAUCUGCCAACCGUGUCCAUGUAGAUUUUUUUAGUAAAACCAUUGAAUUCAUGGAGUCAGAAGAGAGGGAUAAGCCUAGUAAUAUAUCCGCCAACAAAGUGAAGGCACUCUUGAAAGAAGAUGCCCAAUUAUACAUGAUCCUAGCCUGA
Molecule: messenger RNA, 987 nt
Organism: Cicer arietinum (chickpea)
Lineage: Eukaryota; Viridiplantae; Streptophyta; Magnoliopsida; Fabales; Fabaceae
Source: RefSeq, a predicted model, not a curated record